This is a messenger RNA of Microdochium trichocladiopsis, 1158 nucleotides long. RefSeq lists its product as uncharacterized. The record is from RefSeq and is a predicted model, not a curated record. The coding region runs from base 663 to 1136 and encodes 157 amino acids. NCBI's taxonomy places the organism in Eukaryota, Fungi, Ascomycota, Sordariomycetes, Xylariales, Microdochiaceae. The transcript has a single exon.
GUGGUGGCUAGACGUCGCUUCAUUGAGUACCUUCAGGAAGGGAUAAAUUAUAUAGGGACAACCCUGCAUCUUUUCACACCCUCAGAGCAUCCGGCAACUAGAGAUUGAUAUGUCGAGCCCAUCAAGCUUGGUACGGUAGCGGAAGUACACCCAUCGCCCGCCCCCACAGCUGGGUUACCCUGGCCAUAUUGGUAACUCCCCGACGGAGACGUUGGUUGCACUAGAAUCGCAACGCAAAUCAUAGAUGUGUGACAUCAGGUCACGCUUUGUUUUAUUCGUGUAGCGGGCAGGUGUAGCAACACAACUCCACAAUGGUGAGAACGAGAAAAAGCGCCGGGUAGCACAGUUGGCAUGACCUGUAUAGUUCCAUGCGCUUGGGUCAAAGAGAGUGAAUUUCAGCCAUAAGGUACAAGCGGCUCGCCAAAAGCUUUCGCUGCCUCUUGUGCCCGCUCGCAACAUUCGCGCAGCUUUGUUAGCUGCAUACAGCAGGGUGUAACUUGUCGCAAGCGGAAUCGAGGCUCUCUCUCUCUCAAGUGCUUUGCAUAACAGGGACUCCUUUGUCUUCCAUGCCGCUAUGCGACCUCAACUACGGGGCUCAAAGACAUUGAGAUGCCGAUAGAGGGCUCCGAGCUCGACGCAGGUCUUUCUCACGCCUCAUCAUCAUGCUCGCUUCCUUGCCAGAACCGAACGAAGCAGACUCCAACGCGAGCAUCGAGAAUCUCACAUCGCGUGACAGAGCACACCAGCAAGCCAUCCCCCUAUUACCAGUCACCAUGCCGAACUCGCGCCGCUCACCGCAGUCGAGCAUGAGCAGCCCCCGCCAGGAACCAGCGCGGCCAAGCCGACGACCCACCGACGUGGAAAGCAACAAUGCCACCCCAGAGAGCAUCGAAUUCAGCAGAGCACCCAUCAAGAGAGGCCUUUUCGAGUUCUCGUGGCGUUGUGGAGAAGAUGACAGAAAGGUCCUACUCCGCUGGGAGGAGAAGGGCGCAGUCAAGGCCACCAAGCUUUCCACGCCAUCAUCACGAACGUCAAACUCUACGACAACGACCCGCGCCGGAGAGAGGAGCUCGCGGAGCAGGAGAAGGUGUGGAUGGAGACUCUGGCUGAGCUCGCCGACCAAGCCCUCGCGAUAAUGCACAGCCUUGACAAUCUGGC